Paraglomus brasilianum is the source of this 999-nucleotide messenger RNA. Lineage: Eukaryota; Fungi; Glomeromycota; Glomeromycetes; Paraglomerales; Paraglomeraceae. The record is from the annotation of a GenBank genome assembly.
AUGGCAGAGAGAAAUAAUAGCAGAGUUCGUGGUACCUUUCAGAACUCAGGGAAUAGUUACCCCAGACACGCACAAGUUGGUGACUCUACCUCAUUUUCGCCCGAUCCCCAUAAACACAUAUUGGGACGCGAUAGCCCUACUAAGGGGAUACCAUAUCAAAAAAAGGAAAAUGACACAGACCUAUCUGGCCGAGAUGCUAGAACUCUUGGGGGACAAGGUGAUGUUAAUGGCACCAAAUCGAAAUACACUCCCCUCCACAAUAAACCUCACUUUUUUGAGAAAAACCAAGAAAAAAUUACCAAAAAGGAGACGAGGGAGACGACUAAAUUAUUACCUGUUCGGGGCAUCCAUCCGCAAUCCGGGGAAGGGCAUGACACUUUUCAGCAAAAACAAGAAGGCAUUAGAGUCGAGAAUGCAGGUGAUACCGAUCCUGGAGUGGUGUCGCUCCAAUGCUGUCCUAACACAGGAACUUAUGGAGUGUCGACAUCCUUGGGGCAACUGUUCCGAGUCGGUACCUUGGCACGCACUAACUGGACGACAGAGGAGCUGACAACACCGUGUUGUCUUAUACAGCCGGACCAUAUCUUUACGCAGAACGCAGAUGGAGACAAUGUUCCCAUGCAUCAAGUGCCGGUGGGUAGCAGACAAGAUGAACCACAUGGGCGUUGCAAGAAUAAUCUCAUGGUAGUGGAAAAGAUUAAGAAUGAAUCUGAUGCCCGCCGUAUUGCGAAAUCUAUUUUGUAUACGCUCGUAAAAAAAGAAUCAGAUGUUACCGAUUAUUUAGAGUGUAUUCAAAGGUUUGGCUUCAAUCACAUUAUCAUCAUCGGGGAACAUGAAUAUGGAUUGCUUUUUCUUGAUUGUUAUGGUCGAGUAUUUUAUUGGGAUUUUAUGGUUGGUGUGUUACGACCACUUGGAAAGAAUUUGGAUGAAUGCUCCCAUACCCAGCUAGUAUGGAACGAGCACGAUGGAAUUAUUACUGAAUUUUAUUAUUUUGAAUAG